This is a messenger RNA of Rhagoletis pomonella (apple maggot), 1258 nucleotides long. Its product is annotated as kynurenine 3-monooxygenase-like. NCBI's taxonomy places the organism in Eukaryota, Metazoa, Arthropoda, Insecta, Diptera, Tephritidae. Gene Ontology annotation, molecular function: FAD binding; NAD(P)H oxidase H2O2-forming activity; kynurenine 3-monooxygenase activity. The record is from RefSeq and is a predicted model, not a curated record. The transcript has 6 exons. Gene Ontology annotation, cellular component: mitochondrial outer membrane. Gene Ontology annotation, biological process: NAD+ metabolic process. The coding region runs from base 182 to 1243 and encodes 353 amino acids.
AUUAGCCGCCCUCAGCUUUGCUCGUCGAGGACAUGAAGUACAUUUGUAUGAAUAUCGUGAAGAUAUACGCAAUGCGGAGUUGGUGCAAGGUCGUAGCAUCAAUUUGGCUUUGUCGCAACGUGGCCGCAAAGCGCUUGCCGAAGUGGAUUUGGAGCAGGAAGUACUCGCAACAGCCAUUCCCAUGCGUGGUCGUAUGUUACACGAUAUUAAAGGCAAUCGCACCGUUGUACUGUACGAUCCCUGCACGCAUCAAUGCCUCUACUCGGUGGGCAGAAAAUAUUUAAAUGAAGUGCUGUUGAAUGCGGGUGAAAAAUAUGCCAAUAUUCAUCGACAUUUCGAACAUAAAUUGAAUUAUGUAAAUCUGAGUGAGGGUCGUAUGGAAUUCAAGCGCAUGCAAACUAAGGAAGUUGUCGAAGAUUUUGCAGAUUUGGUUGUAGGUUGUGAUGGCGCUUUCAGCUCGGUGCGUCAGCAAUUGGUCAAGAAGCCAGGCUUCAAUUAUUCACAGGAGUACAUUGAACAUGGUUAUUUGGAACUUUGUAUACCAGCAAAAAAUGGCGAGUUUCAAAUGCCUGAGAAUUAUUUACACAUUUGGCCACGUGAUGAAUUCAUGAUGAUAGCGCUGCCCAAUCAAGAUAAGUCGUUUACUGUCACACUUUCAAUGCCGUUCAAAGUUUUUGCAACCAUACAUACUACCGCCGAUUUAUUAAACUUUUUCCACAAAUACUACGCUGAUGCAGUGCCACUGAUCGGCGAGGAAAGGCUGAUUAAAGAUUUCUUCAAAACACGACCACAACAUUUAGUUUCGAUUAAGUGCUAUCCAUACCACUACGGCUCGAAGGCGCUAGUUCUAGGUGAUGCUGCACACGCUAUGGUACCCUAUUAUGGGCAAGGCUUAAAUGCAGGCAUGGAAGAUUGUACGCAGCUAAUGUCGCUAUUUAAUCAAACAAGUUUAAGUACCGCUGAAGUAUUGCAGCAAUUUACUGAGUUGCGUUGGCGUGAUGCGCAUGCCAUUUGCGACUUGGCGAUGUAUAAUUAUGUUGAGAUGCGUGAUCUCACCAAACGGGCAAGUUUUCGCUGUCGUAAAUGGCUUGACACGUUACUAUUCCGUUGGUUUCCAAGCGCUUGGGUGCCAUUAUAUAAUAGUGUUUCCUUCUCCAGCAUGCCGUACAGCAAGUGCAUAGCUAAUCGCAAGUGGCAAGAUAAGGUGAGUGAUUAUGGUAUAAUUAAAUUUAAUACCACUUAAAACUUCUAAACCCGU